Molecule: messenger RNA, 1239 nt
Organism: Brassica rapa (field mustard)
Lineage: Eukaryota; Viridiplantae; Streptophyta; Magnoliopsida; Brassicales; Brassicaceae
Product: chaperone protein dnaJ 2-like
Biological process (GO): protein folding
Molecular function (GO): RNA binding; Hsp70 protein binding
Source: RefSeq, a predicted model, not a curated record
GGAUGACGCUUCGCUUCACCUCUACCAGUUCGUCUUCUCCAAUUGAAAAGCAAAGAAACCGAGUAUUCAAGGAGCUAGCUCAGGCUUAUGAGGUUCUCAGCGAAGCGGAGAAGCGUGAGAUCUAUGAUCUGUACGGUGAGGAUGCGCUCAAGGAAGGAAUGGGUGGUGGAGGCGGUGGUCAUGACCCCUUUGAUAUCUUCUCCUCUUUCUUUGGUGGUGGUGGUGGUGGACAGCCUUUCGGAGGUGGCAGGAGCCGUGGAAAGAGGCAGAGGCGUGGUGAAGAUGUUGUUCACCCUCUGAAGGUUUCCCUUGAGGAUCUUUAUCUCGGGACAACGAAGAAGCUCUCGCUUUCUAGGAAGGCUUUGUGCUCAAAGUGUAACGGCGAAGAUGAUAUUCACAAAAGCAUCAAAUAUAAUGUGUGGUCCAGUACCUCUAAUGGCAACAAGAAGCUUAACGCUGCGUAUAACAAAGCAGCGGGAGACAAGUCCUCCUGCCCUGUUUUUCUCAUCUUCUCUGUAAACACAAGUGGGCAGUUUGUUGGUUUAGCGGAGAUGGUAUGACCAGUUGAUUAGAACCAGAUGGCGGAGUGCUGGCAGCAGGACAAGUGGGUUGGUUGCUUCCCUGUUAAGUGUCACAUCGUUAAAGAUAUUCCGAAUAGUUCCUUGAGGCAUAUUACGCUUGAGAAUGAUGAGAACAAGCCUGUUACUAAUAGCCGUGAUACACAGGAGGUAAAGAUAGAGCAAGGAGUCAAAGUAAUCAAAUUUUUUAAGGAACAUGUGAGCAAGACAUGCAUACAAGACAUGCAUACUCAAUGAUUUUGUCUUCUAUGAGAAUUGUGAAAAUAUAAUCAAAGACUGGGAAAAAGAAACACCAGCUGUAUAAAAGACAGCAAUCUUUUACUGCCAGUGACAAAAAGGCAACACCAAAAGACAAAUCUAAGGAAACCAGUGUGAUAGCAGAAGUGGCUGAAGAGAUAUCACCAAAAGGUGUUGCAGAAGUUGCGAGCACAUGCUGAAUCGCAUGCUGAGUGCAGGAGCAAGCUGCUUACUUUACUUUGGAUGUUUUUUUUUUAUCUGUUUUCUCCACCAAAUUUGCUCACUCUUUUCUUAGGAGUUUGGUUUCUUUUGGUAGUUGGUUUUUUGAAGUUGUAGAAGAUAUAUGAGUAAAAAUGAUGUCGAAGGCUAUAUAUAUAUUUCUUUUUCUUAAAAGUUCAAUGCAAAAAUAUAUUUUUUGUAUGUU